UAAAAAAAAAAGAAAAGAAAAAGAAGAAUGCUGCCCGCGCAACGCAGAUGGAAGAAUCGCGAACAUGCCCACCUGCUGAUUACCUCCGAUUACGACUCAUUACCCGCCAAAGAUCCAUCCAAGUGCUGCCGUGGAUGAUUUUCGCCGCGUUGUGUAGAGAGAGAGAGCAUUCCUCAGGGAGGGAGUGUGUUUUUAUGCGUGGCGGGGUAGUGUAUUGUAUAUUGUAUGGUGGUGAUGUCUUCCGUCCGUGCCAGCCCCAGCACCUCCUCCGCGUUGGCCAGCCAUCUUGCUCGCAAAGAGAAGCUGGAGGAAGAGCUGCGUAAUGUGGAGAAGCAGGUGUAUGACCUGGAGACAACUUACCUCAAUGACUCAAGUCAGUGUGGAAAUGUUUUGAAGGGGUUCGAUGGAUUUCUGUCUUCCAACAAAACAGCGAGCAACACGAAACGCCCUCGGAAGUUUAUGCCUGAGGAUAGACUGUUUUCGCUGUCAUCAAUGACGUCUCCCGCUGUUGAAGAGAGUGCAGUUGGCCGGGAUGGAGAUGGUGCUGGUGGUGGCGGGCGAAGUAAGGGGGGCGCUACGACUCCAGCAAAUGGCCCCGGGAAGCAGAAGCGUGCACGCCAAGGACGCGAAGGGAGGAGAGCAAAGCAUCCAGGGGAAAUCGAACAGGAGGAGGAAGAGGAUGUUGACAUGCUCAUGAGAUAGUGUGUCAUUGCAGCACAGUUUAUUGUUGCAUCGUCAUCUCGAUUCACUUCGAUGUUUUGGUUGCAUCCUCAAGGGUUUGUUACAUCCUCAAGCAGAAGCAUGCACUCCAAGGACGAGAUGGGAGGAGAGAGCAAAGCCAGAAGCGUCCACUGCAAGGUUUUGUUGCGUCCUCAUCUUGUCUUGAUUCACUUCAAUGUUUUGUUGCAUCCCGAUGUCGAUUCACAUCUGUCCUGCCUGUCAUCUGUAGGCAUGGUUCGUCAUCAACGCGCAGGAUCUUCUCAGACUGGUUAUCACAACUUUGAGAUGGUUCAUAGUGUGGUGUGCAGUGUUAGGCUAGUGGUUAUGGGUGUAUGGUUUCGGCCGUUGAGGUCGUCAUUCCCCUUGGGACUCGGUGGUGUCGACAUCAUCCUGAGAUUGAUGAUGAUGAUGAUGGUCUAUGAAGGCUGAAAAGAAAGAUUGCCUAUCUUUUCGUUUACAUCGGGAGAAAUACGAUCAGGAGGUGCUAUGGCCAUGCAGGGCUUGAUCCACUUUUUCUAGACCGUUGUGGAUAGAAUGGAUGGGGUAAUGAUUAAGAAAUAGAACCUGCAGAAUUGAAAGAACAACCCGAGCUAUAGAAAAGAAGGGAGAUCAGGAGAGGCAGGCAUCAUUUUGGUCCAGCACUUGGCCUUGGAGAUGAGGGGAGAUGAGGAUAGUGUGGCACGCGAACCGCCACCACCUACUCAACUCAAAAAAUCAGGUCAACCCCCCUUUUCAGUUGGACCGUUCGUUCGCUGGCCACAACUUCUUCUUCCCCCAACCUGAGGAUAGUGUAGACAGAGGAGACGGGAGGUGGGGGGAAGAAGUUGUGGCCAUGGCAUCGUCAAAAUCGAACGGUCCAACUGAAAAGGGGGGCAGGUGCUGCAGUGCAGUGUGAUAAAAAAGAUAGUGGUGAUCUAAGGGUAGGUCGGAGGCAAGGGACACCUAGCAGCAAGACGAGGGGGGGGGUGCGCGGAGGGGGGCGGAAAGCGGUGGCCAUUUCAUCCUCGAAAUCCAACGAUCCAACUGAAAAGAGUGGUGGUUUAAUGGGGUAGGUGGAAACACUGGAAAUCUAGGGACACCUAGCAGCAAGAGAGUACGGAUGUUUGCCUGGGCUUAAACAUUAAACAGACCUUAACCUUUUGGGUAGUAUGCAGCCCUCGGAACGAUGGUUGGCUUGUGGAAUGAUUUUUAUUUUUUUAUUUUUUUGCGCGCGUGUUUGUGACUGAGUUCGUGGACCUGUUUCUUGCUGCUUCUCAACAGUUUUUUUUUUUCUUUUUCCCAUCGACUACUUCCUUUCCUUCACAAGGGCCUUGAGUGCACGACAUA
Messenger RNA from Chara braunii, 2046 nucleotides. NCBI's taxonomy places the organism in Eukaryota, Viridiplantae, Streptophyta, Charophyceae, Charales, Characeae. The record is from the annotation of a GenBank genome assembly.